AUCCGCAAGGAGCUGAAGAUCAAAGAAGGUGCAGAGAACCUGCGAAAGGUCACCACAGACAAGAAGAGCCUGGCUUAUGUUGACAACAUGCUGAAAAAAUCUAACAAGAAGGUUGAGGAGCUUCACCAGGAGCUGCAAGAGCUCAACGCCCACAUUGUGGUCAAAGACCCCGAAGAACUGCUAGAAUGCCCUUUGACCCCAGAUACCCCCAACAGUGAGGCCAGAAUGUGCACCAGCAGCAGCCGCCUGGCCGCCCUGAAAAGACAAAAUGACAUCGAGCUCAAAGUUAAACAGGGUGCCGAGAACAUGAUUCUGAUGUACUCCAACGGGCCCUCCAAGGAUCGUAAGUUGCUAGCGACGGCCCAGCAGAUGCUUCAGGACAGCAAGACGAAGAUCGAGUUCAUCAGGAUGCAGAUCCUUAAGGCCAGUCAGGCCAGCGAGCUGAGCUUCGAGAACAAUGACGUGAUGGACAAGCCCAUCAUCAGCCCGUUGGACCUGCGGGUGGAGGAGCUUUGUCACCACGCCAAGAUAGAGUCCGCUGUGGCCGAGGGAGCCAAGAAUGUCAUGAAACUCCUUGGAUCGGGAAAAGUCACAGAAAAAAGAGCACAUUUAGAGGCCCAGGCUCGUUUUAAUGAGUCCAGUCAAAAGCUCGACCUCCUGCGAUAUUCCUUGGAGCAACGCCUCAGUGAGUUACCUAAAAACCACCCUCGCAGCAGCAGCAUCGUGGAAGAGUUGUCCCUGCUGUCCUCACCGGCCCUCAGUCCCAGAUCCAGCAUUAUCUCCACACAGAACCAGUACAGCACCGUGACUAAGCCCGCCGCCCUUACAGGCACGUUAGACGUCAGGCUCAUGGGCUGUCAGGACCUUCUGGAAAAUGUCCCCGGUCGUUCCAAAGCUGCAUCUGUACCGCUGCCCGGCUGGAGCCCCAGCGAGACACGCUCCUCCUUCAUUAGCCGAGCAAACCGAAACCGUGGUGUGAGCUCACGGAACUUGACCAAGAGCGAGGAGCUCUCCAAUGAGAUCAGUGCAGUUUUGAAGCUGGACAACACGGUAGUCGGCCAGACAAGCUGGAGGACGGUUAGCAACCAGGCCUGGGACCAGAAGUUUACAUUGGAGCUGGACCGGUCUCGUGAGCUGGAGAUCUCGGUGUAUUGGCGUGAUUGGCGUUCGCUCUGCGCUGUUAAGUUUCUGCGACUGGAGGACUUCCUUGACAACCAGCGUCAUGGGAUGUGUCUGUACCUAGAGCCACAGGGGAUGCUGUUUGCUGAGGUUACGUUUUUCAAUCCUGUCAUUGAGAGACGACCAAAGCUGCAAAGACAAAAGAAGAUUUUCUCGAAGCAGCAAGGUAAGACCUUCCUGCGAGCCCCUCAGAUGAACAUCAACAUUGCCACCUGGGGCCGCCUGGUGAGAAGAGCCAUACCGACCGUCAGCACCAACUCCUUCAGCCCACAGGCGGCUGAGACUGGGCCCAGCAGCCUGCCUGGUUCACCCACACCCAGCAGUGAUCCGCUGGUGACCAAGCUGGACUUCGACAAGGAGCCCACCCCAGGACCCAAACACUACCCAGCACCCGAUGACAUCCGAGAACCACUGGUGCAGCACAAGAUUCCAGACAAGGAGGAAGUACAGGACGCACUCGCCUCGUUUGACUUCUUGAACAAGAGAAACAGCAUAGCGGUGAAGCCAGACCUGGACAGAGUAGUGGAGCAGGAGAUCCAGCAUCCAGACCUGGAGCUCAUCGCCAUCCAGAAAGACACCGAGAUAAGGGAAGAAGAGCAGUUCCAAUUCAGUCUCCAAGACUUUAAAUGUGUGGCAGUCCUUGGACGUGGUCACUUUGGAAAGGUAUUGUUAGCAGAAUACAAAAGCACAGGGGAGAUGUUUGCUAUCAAAGCUCUGAAGAAAGGAGACAUUGUGGCUCGUGAUGAGGUGGACAGUCUGAUGUGUGAGAAGAGGAUUUUUGAAACGGUCAACAGCGUCCGCCACCCGUUCUUGGUCAACCUGUUUGCGUGUUUCCAGACGCAGGAGCACGUUUGUUUUGUCAUGGAGUACGCAGCGGGAGGCGACCUGAUGAUGCACAUCCACGCUGACGUCUUCUCUGAGCCCAGGGCCAUAUUUUAUGCAGCCUGCGUCGUAUUGGGAUUACAGUUCUUACAUGACCAUAAGAUUGUGUACAGAGAUUUGAAGCUGGAUAACCUGCUCCUGGAUACGGAGGGAUAUGUAAAGAUUGCUGACUUUGGCCUUUGCAAAGAAGGAAUGGGUUUCAGGGACCGCACCAGCACAUUUUGUGGCACACCAGAGUUCUUAGCUCCUGAGGUUUUGACUGAAACGUCGUACACUCGAGCUGUGGACUGGUGGGGGCUGGGCGUCCUUAUCUUUGAGAUGCUGGUUGGGGAGUCGCCCUUCCCCGGUGACGAUGAGGAGGAGGUGUUUGACAGCAUUGUCAACGACGAAGUUCGCUACCCACGGUUCCUCUCGACCGAGGCCAUCUCCAUCAUGAGAAGG
Molecule: messenger RNA, 2502 nt
Organism: Morone saxatilis (striped sea-bass)
Lineage: Eukaryota; Metazoa; Chordata; Actinopteri; Moronidae
Gene: pkn2
Product: protein kinase N2
Biological process (GO): signal transduction; protein phosphorylation
Molecular function (GO): ATP binding; protein serine/threonine kinase activity
Source: RefSeq, a predicted model, not a curated record